Lepisosteus oculatus (spotted gar) is the source of this 3294-nucleotide messenger RNA. Lineage: Eukaryota; Metazoa; Chordata; Actinopteri; Semionotiformes; Lepisosteidae. The record is from RefSeq and is a predicted model, not a curated record.
ACAACUGCGGCGGGGCGGUAGUGAACAGCAAUGCGCCGGCCGGCGCUAGGCGGCGCUCUCUCCCCACCCUGGCUCAGCGUGUGUGUGUGUGAGUGCGCGAAAGACGCUCACUCUGCGUGUCCGUCUGUCUCUCUUCCCCCACAUCGAAGAUGGCGGUGUCCGUGUUUCCCGGCGUGCGGCUCCUCUCCAUCGGCGACGCGAACGGAGAGAUCCAGCGGCACUCGGAGCAGCAGCCGCUGAAGCUCGAGGUGAAAACCACGCAGGACGCGGCCCUGCUCACCCUCUCCAACACAGAGGAGACCUGCGUGUUCAAGUGCUCGGUGUCCCGGGAGACGGAGUGCAGCCGCGUGGGGAAGCAGUCUUUCAUCGUGACGCUGGGCUGUAACAGCGUGCUGCUGCAGUUCUCCUCCCCCACAGAGUUCUGUUCCUUUUAUAACAUCCUGAAGAACUGCCGUGGUCACAAUGUAGAGCGCUCCGUCUUCAGCGAGAGGACGGAGGAAUCAUCUGCUGUGCAGUACUUUCAGUUCUAUGGCUACCUCUCCCAGCAGCAGAACAUGAUGCAGGACUACGUGCGGACCGGGACAUACCAGCGAGCCAUCCUGCAGAACCACACGGACUUCAAGGACAAGGUGGUCCUGGACGUGGGCUGCGGUUCCGGGAUCCUGUCGUUCUUCGCCGCGCAGGCGGGGGCCAGGAAGAUCUACGCGGUGGAGGCCAGCACCAUGGCACAGCACGCUGAGGUCCUGGUGAACAGUAACGGGCUGUCGGACAGGGUGGUGGUGAUCCCUGGGAAGGUGGAGGAGGUCUCUCUGCCUGAGCAGGUGGACAUCAUCGUGUCGGAGCCGAUGGGGUACAUGCUGUUCAACGAGCGCAUGCUGGAGAGCUACCUGCACGCCAAGAAGUUCCUCAAGCCCAGCGGUAACCUGUUCCCCACGAUCGGCGACGUGCACCUCGCCCCCUUCACCGACGAGCAGCUGUACAUGGAGCAGUUCACCAAGGCCAACUUCUGGUACCAGCCCUCCUUCCACGGAGUGGACCUGUCAGCGCUCCGGGGCGCGGCCGUGGACGAGUAUUUCCGCCAGCCCAUCGUGGACACCUUUGAUAUCCGAAUCCUGAUGGCCAAAUCCGUGAAAUACACAGUAAACUUCCUGGAUGCGAAAGAAGAUGACCUACACAGGAUAGAGAUCCCGUUCAAAUUCCACAUGAUGCACUCGGGGCUGGUCCACGGGCUGGCCUUCUGGUUCGACGUGGCGUUCAUCGGCUCAAUGAUGACAGUAUGGCUGUCCACAGCGCCCACGGAACCGCUGACCCACUGGUACCAGGUCCGCUGUCUCCUACAGUCGCCUCUCUUCGCCAAGGCGGGUGACACGCUGUCUGGCACCGCCCUACUCAUCGCCAACAAGAGACAGAGUUACGACAUCAGCAUCGUUGCACAGGUCGACCAGACGGGCUCCAAAUCCAGCAACCUCCUGGACCUCAAGAACCCCUUUUUCAGGUACACGGGAGCGAACCCAACUCCUCCCCCUGGCUCUCAUUACUCCUCCCCCUCUGAGAACAUGUGGAAUACUGGGGGUGCAUACAGCAUGAGCCAGGGCAUGGCUGUGUCAGGUACCCCUGCUGCAUGUCAGUGUGUGUGUGUUAUGAGUGCUGCUCGUCAGUGUGUUGGCUCUGUACCGCUCGUAAUGUGUCUCCCUUCGUCUCCAGCGAACACAGGGAUCGUGAACCACACUCACUCUCGGAUGGGAUCCAUCAUGAGCACGGGCAUCGUCCAGGGAGUGUCAGCGGUCCAGCCUGGUGCCAGCAGCAGCAGCGCUCACUACUCCCUUAACAGCCAGUUCACCAUGGGGGGGCCGGCCAUCUCCAUGGCGUCACCCAUGGCAAUCCCUAGCAACACCAUGCACUACGGCAGCUAAGCCCCGCCCAUUUCGACCCCUGCCCCGCCCCCUCUGAACUGACAACCCAAAGGAAACCAAAACCACGGUCUGCUGCUUCCUCGCGCCUCCUCCACUCCCUCACCUGCUGGGCUGGUCCCCCCUUCCCCCGUCAGACUCCUGCCUCUCGCCCCAGGGGUGCAGCUGCUCCGCCCGAGGGGGGCCUUCCUGUUGACUCGCCCACCCUGCUGUCGCUGCCAGGGAGGCGGGUCCCGUCGAACGUGCAGCCAAUGACAUGAACGCAGCAGCCCGUCAGGGAGUGACAGACCGGUGGGUCAGCCAAUCGGCUUACUCCCACUGAUGAAUUGUUUUGCCACCCCCUCCCCCAUCCCCUUCUUCUUUGUGUCUCCUGUUUCACCCCUUGCCCCUCUGAACUGAACCAGGUUCCCCAGUGGGGUCCCUCUUACACCGAGCAGCAGCUUUGCUUCCUCUUCUGUCCACAAGAGGGCAGCAGUUCCCCUCCCUGCCUGCUCCCCGGCCUCAGGACUGGGCUGGCUGUGGUUCUCUCGUUCCUCCAGUUGUAGAUGUGCAGACACGCUGGAAAGCUGGACUAGACCCGUCUGUCUGUUCGUCUCGGUGCCCGACUGGACCCCCGGCCCCCCGCCUCCUGGUUUCCGGUGGGUUUGGAUUGUUCCCGUCGCUAUUCGGGCUCCAUCCGUCUCUCCUGGCUGCGCCUCCAGGCCGUUUUGAGGCCGUGUCCUCGGUGCCGCUGUGUGCAGUCCGCGGGCCCGCUCCGACCGGGGUUACGGACCAGAACCCGGAGCCGUCUGGCGCCCGAGAGAGCCCUCGUCCCGCCCUCGUCCCGCCCCGUGUCCGUCUACAGCCUCCCGUGGCCACAGCUCUCGGGCUCGUCCUGAUUUGGUACCCCCCUGCCCGCAUCCAGCACGAGCGCCCGGCUCUGGUGUCAUCGCGGCCGACCGCCGGGCCGGGCCUGACUGGGCCGGACAGCUGAAGAGGGCGCGAUUGGGGGCGGUUCUCUCUCCUGGGGGGCGCGGAACGAGGAAGACGGGCCACCUGGAAUUCUGCAGCUGGACAAGAGAACAGCAGCGUGACUCUGUUUACAGCCCCCCGUCCCGUCCUCACAACUCCCCCCCACCCUGGCGCCUCCUGUCCGGCCGCUGACCGCUGACCGCGGCCUGAGACACUGAGACGGGGGGCCAGGGGCCAGGCCGUCCUCCGCAGAAGAGCUCCGAUUUCCUUUCUGAAUUUUGGAUUUAGUAACUUUUAAAAGAAAGAAGAAGAAAUUGUGUCUGCUAGUUUGUAGAGUUAAUGUUUUUUUUUUUUGUUUUUCUUUCACAUAAAAAAAACAAAACCAUAAAAAAAGGAGACAGUGGAGUGAAAUAAACGUUGGCGAGUUCCUGUA